Pantherophis guttatus is the source of this 2853-nucleotide messenger RNA. NCBI's taxonomy places the organism in Eukaryota, Metazoa, Chordata, Lepidosauria, Squamata, Colubridae. The record is from RefSeq and is a predicted model, not a curated record.
UUCCUAUGCCGAAGCCCUUUCUGUUGCAUCCAGGACAGGCUUUUGAAUGGUUCAGGUUUUCUAAACACGAACCAAUGGACCUGCGUGAUUAUCAGUGGGAGGUGAUUGGGCCUGCUUUGGAAGGAAAGAAUAUAAUCAUAUGGCUGCCAACAGGAGCUGGAAAGACCCGAGCGGCUGUCUACGUUUGCAAGAAGCACUUGGAGAGUCAAGAUAAGAACAAGGUGGUUGUGUUAGUCAACACAGUACCUCUAGUCGACCAACAUCUGAAGAAUGAGUUCAGUUUCUUACAAAGUCAAUUCCAAAUUACAUCUAUUUGUGGUGAUAGUAUCCAGAAGCUAUUCUUCUCAGAUAUGGUAAAGAGCCACGACCUGAUAAUCUGCACAGCCCAAAUCCUGUAUAAUGCCCUCAGCAACCAAGAAGAAGAAAUGCAUGUGGAACUGACUGAUUUCUCUCUGUUGGUGAUUGACGAGUGUCACCACACUCACAAAGGAACUGUUUAUAACAAGAUUAUGGAGAACUACUUGGACCGCAAGCUGAAAGGCCAACAGGAUUUACCUCAGAUUUUGGGACUCACAGCCUCUCUAGGUACUGGAAGUUCAAAUACCUUGGAAGCAGCUAAGGCCCACAUUCUGGAGAUCUGUGCUAACCUGGAUGCUGAAAGAAUUAUGUCAACACAUAAACAGAAUCUGGAUGAUCAUGUCCCAUGUCCCAAGAAACAGUACGAUCUGGCGGAACCAAGGUUGCAGGACCCAUUUGGAGAAAAGCUCAGGGAGAUAAUGACCCAGAUUUAUACUUACCUAAAUGUACCUGACAUUACUGCAAACUUUGGUACCAAGGUCUUUGAGCAGCAAAUUGUGGCGCUUGAAAUGAAAGGAGCAAAAGAAUGUUGCCAAAAAACCCGGGUUUGUGCCCUGCACCUUCGGAAAUACAAUGACGCCCUGCUGACCAAUGAAACUGUGCGCAUGAUUGAUGCCUUCAAUAUGCUGGAUGAGUUUUACCACGUAGAACGUGCUACUAAGAAAUUAACACAGAAAAGCGAACAAUAUCUUUUCCAGCUCUUCGAUGAGAACAGGUUGUCUCUCUUGGGCCUUGCUAAAGACAGUCGCUACGAGAAUCCCAAACUUGGCAAGCUGCAACAAGUCCUGCAAGACCAGUUCCAAGAACUGAAGAGCUCACGGGGCAUUGUGUUUACCUGGACACGCCAGAGUGCCUAUUCACUACAUGAGUGGGUCCUGGGUAACCAGGCUUUGUGUGCACUUGGGAUCAAGUCUGAUGUUCUAACUGGGGCUGGUUCCAGCAGUCAGACGAAACACAUGACGCAGCAAGAACAACAAGAUGUUCUCCAUCGCUUCCGAAAGGGGCUACUCAACCUUCUUCUUUCCACCAGCGUGGCUGAGGAAGGGCUGGACAUCCCCGAGUGUAAUAUCAUAAUCCGUUAUGGGCUGAUGACAAAUGAAAUUGGCAUGAUGCAGGCCAGAGGCCGUGCCCGUGCCCCAAACAGCAUCUGUUCUGUUUUGGCCAAGUCCAACAGCAAGGAGGUGGCCCGUGAGAGGCUUAAUGAAACUUUGGAGAUCCUGAUGGAGAGUGCCAUAAAAUGGGUGCAGGAGAUGCCUGAGACAGAAUACCACCAAAAGAUUGCAAAAUUGCAGCAUGAAGCCAUGAUCAGCAGGAAAUUGCGGGAUAUGAAACUUCAGCAGCAGCGCCAGCUACACGACCCAGACAGUGUACGUUUCUGUUGCCUAAACUGCAACCUGGCCGUCUGCCGUGCCAGUGACCUGCGCAAAAUAGAGAAUAUGCACCACAUCAACAUUAAUUCCAACUUCAGCCUGUAUUACAAAAAGUCACCCAAUUGUGUGGCACUUUCCCGCGAAUUCAAAGACUGGAAGCCAGGAAGUUCCAUCAGUUGUGAUAAAUGUGGGCAGAUCUGAAUUGAGUUGGGAAGACUACGUGGCAUCUUCUUUGCUACUGGGGGUUUUCUGAAUGCCUUGAAAGAACAUGAUUAUCGUUUGCAACAUUGACCGAAAUGACAAGUUCCAAACAAAAUUCGUGCUUUUUAGGCUGCAAGAAUUGGAACUCAUUUUGAAGCAUUUCCACAUCAUAAUUGGAGUAAUCCCACCUUCACCUCUUACACAAGACAUGUAAAUGUCCAGAUAGCUAGUACUUAGGAUGCCUGCUUUCUCCUGAGAGGACAAGAGAUAAAACUCCUAUCAGUUUAUCUAUUUCCCUUAAUUUAAGCUGAAACUGCCACCUGUAAGAAGGGAAGUAUUGUCACAAUCGGGAAAUUAUCUGUCCUCAAUCUUGUCAGAACUUAACUGGUGUCCAGAGACAACCAGAAAAUCCAUGCGAUUGUGUUGUUCUGAAACUGAUUCAAAACUCAGCUCAGUUAUGGAGGGGUUAAAACCCAGAGCUGCUUUUGAGCACUCCCUAUGUGGAAAUACUCUCAGAGUCACAAAGGCACUACAGGACUGGGAGCUUACUGGAAUGAAGAUGAACUAGAAGUUGGCUGGGAAGGGUUCCUGAUUUGGAAAAUCAAUGUAUGAGUAAGAGAUGUUCGGAGAAUGAAGAGGAAGAGAAGGUUCAUACAGAGCAGCUUCAAGGAUACGUAAACGGAGAUCUACCUGGAUUUCAAACAAAGGUCUAGUAAUCCAUGACAAAUUUGUGAAAAAUAUUUUGGGAAUACUAAAGUGUAUGUGAGGAAGGAAUGUAACACAUAUUUCCCAUCUCUCACACAACAACCUAAUUGCAUGUUCUGCUACUUACAAUUUGGUUUCUAAAGUACAUUUUGCAACGCCUCAAUCCUGUCUGGUAAAAUCAUUGCAUUUUUUUUUUAACCAAGUUUGUAGAUUGCCCCAA